Pieris napi is the source of this 2027-nucleotide messenger RNA. RefSeq lists its product as uncharacterized. Gene Ontology annotation, cellular component: SCF ubiquitin ligase complex. Bases 350 to 1897 code for a protein of 515 amino acids. The record is from RefSeq and is a predicted model, not a curated record. NCBI's taxonomy places the organism in Eukaryota, Metazoa, Arthropoda, Insecta, Lepidoptera, Pieridae. The transcript has 2 exons. Gene Ontology annotation, biological process: SCF-dependent proteasomal ubiquitin-dependent protein catabolic process.
AUUAUACAAGUCAAGUAGAUGCUUAAAUAUAUUAUAAAUUCUGUACGCAAAAAGUAAGUCCAAGUAUUCAGCAAUUCAAACACUUGAAACUUGAGAUUGAUGGAACUUAUGCACUAUAUAAUAUAUAAUGUUAUAAUAAAUUUUCAUGCGAUCAGACGUCUAUAUUUUAUUUCGGUUAAGAUCUGUGUAUUUCGCGUAGCCAAGUUUAAAAGCGUCUUCUAUAAAUAUAUUCAUUACGUCUAGUACGUACCGGAUUUUUCGUGUCUUAUUUGAGAUUCAAUUACGAGUAGAUACAUUCAUUUUUAAUACUACCUAAUAGUUUACUGAAUUUAAAUAACAAAGGUGAACUAUGUUUUCAAGUCGAUACAAACAACCAAAUACUCUACAGCGAAUGUCUCUCAUUCGACUCGGGAAUUGGAUCGCUCAGCAUGCAGAACUACACAUGACUUCAGUAACUAUUCAAGCUCAACAUAAUCCUCAAGAGGCUCAAGCAACUUUAGCAAAUAAGGUCGAUCACAUUCGAAUGUACUUAGAUUUUCAUGUACCGUGGAUGUUACACGAUCAACUUGUUAAUGAAGCAAUAAAUUCCCUCGAUCAACUCUUAGAAAAAACUAAAAAUUCUAUGGGAUUUAGAGCAUCAAUGUCAACAUUUAUUGCUAAAAUGAAUGUUAUUGUUAAAAUGACGGAGACCCUAUUCACAAAAAACCUUACGUACGUCUCUAUCGACGUGAUACCGAAAAUGAUACGCACUAUAUUUUAUACAAAAUUAUACAUGCUAACAGGUUUAGUAUACCUAAAUUUAGGUUCAUUAUCAGGAGGAUGGAAAACAGCAGACAUGGAAGCAUCUAUGAUAAAAUCAAUAAAGGAAUUACACGCGCUAAAGUAUCUUUAUAUAAAUUAUGACUGCACUGACAAAAUAUUAAAAUGUAUUGUUGAGAGCUGCACAAAACUAGUGAAAUUAGAUGUCUCUUGUUCAAAAUGUAUAACAAAUGAAAGUAUAGAUAUAAUAUGUAAAUUGAAGAGGUUAAAAAGUAUACAGUUGUAUCAAACAUUCGUUACCUGGGAAGGUUUUGUAAAUCUACAAGAAGGAAGAUGUGACGAAGUUGGAAGAGUUUUAGAAUUUAUACAUAAAAAUUGCCCAGAAGCAUUACCAUUUAAUUUAAAAAUAUUUGUAAGUCGAUAUGCUAACAGUAAACAUCUACAACUGGCUGUUGAUACAUGCCCUAACAUAUUUAAUAUGACUGUAUUUCAUAACACUUUGCAAAGUGAUUUAUUAGUGCUUAUUGGAUUGAAAAACCUCUCUAAACUCAAGUUAUUAUCUUGCGAUUUUUAUGCAGAUCAAAUAAAGCAAGUGUUACAAGUAAAGGGUUGCAAUUUGUCUUAUUUACAUUUGGAACAUGUGGAUCAAAUAGACUUGAACGCCUUGAUGUACAUAAGUCAAAUGUGCCCACUAUUACAUACUUUAACAUUUUAUAACUGUUCACUUAUUCAACAUACAUCUUUGUAUACCAAAAAAUUAGACAUUUUACCAUUUAGGAAUUUAAGAAAACUUACUUGUGUAUCUGGAUUUUCUGAUGAGCAAUUGUUAUUUUUACUGAGUAAUUGUAUUAAUAUUGAGUUUAUUCAAAUAGGCACAGCUGUUCAGUUAACUGAUGAAUUUAUUAUGAUGUUAUUAGAAAAAAAUCCUUUAAUUUAUCUUAAAGAACUAAGAAUAAUGCAAUCAGAUUUUCUUACCAUUGCAUCAAUAGAACAAAUAAUUCAAAAUUGCAUAAGUUUGGAAAUUUUGGUAGAAUUAGAAAGCUGGUCCAUGUUGUCAGACAGUGACAGAGAUUAUAUAAAAAAUUAUAUAAAAGUCAAUAACUACAACAUUGAUACUGCACCCAUAAGAUAUAUAUAAUUCAAGCUACAAAACCAUUAACUAUUAAUAAAAACUGUGUAAGUGUACAUUUCAAUUUAGACUUAACAUUUUUUGUUUUUGCAAAAUAGUUUAGAAUUCAUGUGUAUUAAAAUGUUGUCUUCAAUAUGAA